Messenger RNA from Alosa alosa (allis shad), 3005 nucleotides. Its product is annotated as butyrophilin-like protein 2. The transcript has 11 exons. The coding region runs from base 152 to 1156 and encodes 334 amino acids. NCBI's taxonomy places the organism in Eukaryota, Metazoa, Chordata, Actinopteri, Clupeiformes, Clupeidae. The record is from RefSeq and is a predicted model, not a curated record.
CUUCUCUUCAAAGAAGAGAAAGUUUGCGACCGACAAUACUUCACACAUACACGCACAUACUAUCCUACAACUGCUCGUGCCAUUUGGACUUCUUAACGUUGAGUUCAAGAUCUUCCUGACCUGUUGUUGGGUUGUGUGCCAUCUUGCCAACAUGAAGGAUUUACACUGGAGUCUCUUUGUUCUCUGCAUCAUAUCGAGCACUGCAGGUGUGGAGGUGGUGGGUCCUGAUGGUCCUGUAGUUGGUGUGGUUGGUGAAGACCUGAUCCUGUCCUGCUUCCUGAAGUCCCACACCAGCGCAGUGGAUGAUGAGGUGACGUGGCUGAUUGGGUCUAAAGUUGUGCAUCAUCACAAAAGUCGCCAGGACUGGACCGACCAGCAGCUCCCAGCCUACAGAGGGAGGACCAGUCUGUUCACAGAGGAACUGCAGAGAGGAAACCUCUCACUGAAGAUCAGAAAUAUCACACUCUCAGACGCAAACACAUACCGGUGUUACAUUGCAACUGACACCAUGCCUGUUGAAGUGACAGUGUCUGUCAAAGUGGAGACUGUUGGCUCCACUCCAAACAUCUCGGCGGAGAGCUUGGGAAGUGGAGACGUGCGUCUGCAGUGUGAAUCCUCAGGCUGGUCUUCCGAGCCCCAGAUGGAGUGGCUGGACAGUGAGGGCCGGACUCUCCGAGAUCGAGCUGAACCCACAAUGUUCCAGAGGCUUGCUGAGGGACUCAGAGUGCAGAGCUCCGUCACUGUGGAGCAGAGUGACGGCAACAGGUUUCUCUGCAGAGUGACAAGCCCAGGACAGACCAGAGAAAUGGAGGUGCAAGUCCCGCGUAUCACAGGGUGGGGGUAUCUUGCCAACUGCAGUACUGGCCUUUGCCAUUGGUCUGAUUUGCCCAUGUUCGGUCAUAAUAGGCACCGUUAUUUGAUAAUGGCUCCAUUGGUGGUGAUAAUUAUUGGCCUAUGUCUACUUGUAGUCUUCAUGGCACAGAAGAUGUAUAAGAGAUCUGACGGGUCCAAAGAAAUGCUAAAGAAGAUGAAGGAAGUAUUGAAGGAGAAAUUGAAGUCUGACAUGUCCCAAGCAUGUAUGGAGAAAUUUGAGAAAGUUUGGACAGAGUUGACUCAAGAGAAGGGUCCAUUAGAGAACGGUCUUCAUCAAGCAUGAACACAGAAAAGUGGUAUCCAGAGGUCUGGCACAUGGGCUCAAUUUGGACUCCGUUUUGACUCUGUGGACAUGGACAACAUUUUAUUUAUUGACAUUUAGUCAAGAUGCACAAGCUAGUGCAAAGACAAACUCCACAUUGAGCAGGAAACUGGGAUAUGUGACAUUUUAUACACACUUAUUCUAAAGAUAGUUUUUGAAACAGAAACUGUCAGGUGCUCCUCUAGAAUCACUAGUCACCAGCAGCACCUCUCCACUGUGUGGAGCCUGCAGGUUGGAAUCACUGCCAACUUGCAGUGUAUUGGACGCUUUCCUUGAAAAGCACUAUAUAAACGCAGUGUGUUAUUGUUUUCUGUUAAUAAUGGCAGUGAAAUGAGUACAGGUUUGGAAAGCCCAUUUCUGUCCAAAUGAGGGACAUCACAGAUGUACCCUAUAUGCUUUAACAGUCUAUAUGAAGCUUAAAGGUUGUAUCAGCGAUUGCAGGCCAAAAAAGGGCCCAAACAUAAAUGAUCACAUUCAUCUAAUCUUUCCUAAUGAUCCGCUAGCUGCCCCAUAAGCAGGCCGUCAAAAAAACGCGUCUCUGUAGGCAGCCUAGGUUCCGAGAUCUACACACAAAAAAUUUGCUAACAAGUGUUGCCAACCACUCAAAGGCAAAAUAAAGUGUUCCAACCAAUAACCGCCGAGAUGCGUGUUCAGGAGAGUUUCAAUUGCACGGGAGGGAGUAGCGAGGUAGCUCUCUGUUUUGUUUGAACGUCAACAGAAGUGACGUUACCCCGCCAUCGCUGAUACAACCUUUAAAGGUGCAGUCAGCGAUUGUAUGUGAUUUCAAGCCCAUAACAUGUUUUCAUCAUAUUCAGUAAUCAUGUCCUCACGACCGCUAGCUGUCCAUUCCAUGAUUACACUGUAAAAACCCCGGUCUCUGUAGGCAGCCCUGCUUACAACCCGUUUGCACUGUUUCUCCUUAGCUGGUACUGUGGAUCUUAUCGUUAUAAAAAGCCUUUUUAGCAGUAGUGAUGUUGGGCGCUUUAGCUCAGCUAAUCAGCACAUGGCUUUGUGUGUGGACUACACUGAUAACAUUAAUAAGCACUUUUUGUCUUUUAGUUGGCAUUUCAUGACAUGGUAUAAUGUUUUUGUAUUUUGUUGUUUCUAUGAACUGCCUUAAUUGUCUUUUUUUUUUUUUAUUUUCCAAAAGACUGGAAGUGUUUCCUGGAGUGUGCCAUGUUCUCUUUCCUUGUUUCUUAUAUGCUCUCAUAGAUAGAUAGAUACUUUAUUGAUGAGUUCAUAACUUAUAUGCUGGGGAACAGAGAACCAAGGCCAACUCUACUGUGCAGCUAUUUAUUAAAUAAGGCCAACUCUACUGUGCUGUACACAAGGUGCUGGGUUUUUGGUGAUUUCAAAACAGACAUCAGUGUUCACCCAGCCUAGGGACCACGGUCUAACUGGUGCCUUUGGGUUCACCCAGCCUAGGGACCCACAGUCUGACUGGUGCUUCUGGGUUCACCCAGCCUAGGGACCCACAGUCUGACUGGUGCUUCUGGGUUCACCCAGCCUAGGGACCCACAGUCUGACUGGUGCUUCUGGGUUCACCCAGCUUAGGAACCCACAGUCUGACUGGUGCUAGACCAAUAACAUUAAUGCAAAGCCAGCCACAAUCAUGCAAUAUGUUGAUGUUUCUGGAGUGAUGUAGGAAUAUUUUGUCUGAUUAUUUGGUGUGUCAAGAGAUAGAUACUGCACAUUUUUCAGAAGUGUUCCAGGAGACCAUCAGGUUAACCAUCAGUGGUCAGUGUUCCAGUAGAAAACAAAAGGCUACCGGAGAGUUAUAAAUAAAGAGAGUUAUAAAUAAAGUAUUUUC